AAAGCAACAGAAGUCUAUUUAAGUGUGUCCCUCUUCCUCAUCAACAACCUUUGAAAAAUUAGUUACAGUUAAUAUUUAAGAGAAGAUGAGAACAGAAUUACUAACAUGGUCCUUUUUUAUUCUCUGUCUGGUUGUUCAUUCUGCAUGUGAAAGCACUUCCAACCCUAAAACUGGAGAUUAUACACCUCUGAAGAAGCAGCAUGACCACCUUAAGCAUAAUGAUGUAUAUGAUAUGAUGAACAAAUCAAGCAGAAAAAGCCAUCAAAGAAUGCAUGAAGUUCAGCAUUUAAGGAUUUCCCUGAGAGCAAAACCAGUCUACGGUAGCGCCUCCUACCUUAGGCGCCCCCGUCCCACCAAGGGUGCAGCAAGCUCUAUACUAGCUAAACCCCCCACUUUCUUCCUGUCCGCAGUGCUCAGGCAUGUUGCUGUUGGAUUGAUCAUCUUUGCUCUGUAUUAAUCGCUUGAGGUAAUUUUGCAAACGUGAUUUAGGACGCGAUCGAUGUGGAAGUUUUGCAUGAAACUUUCGCUGUUAAACCCGGCGUUUAAAUCCGUUUCCGAAACCUGCUUCUUAUUUGUAAAUUAGAAUGUCUGCGCCGCCAUCCUACCGGCUGUGUUAAUCUUAAUUCUGUGUUCAUUCUUUCAAUUGUGAUGUAUCAAUAGGUUUGUAUAUGCUAUUGAUAUCAUCAACCCCACAUAAAUUUGCAUGUUGUUUCCUGGAAAAGAAUAUAGAAACUUCGUGUUCCUGAUUUUGAUGGUCAUGUACCACGUAUACACGUCGAAAAAAAAUUAUUGUAUCAUACUGGAACACUUUUACAAUUAAUAUAUUUGUGUUGAGGG
Messenger RNA from Malus domestica (apple), 837 nucleotides. The record is from RefSeq and is a predicted model, not a curated record. Lineage: Eukaryota; Viridiplantae; Streptophyta; Magnoliopsida; Rosales; Rosaceae.